AGUUGCAGCCAACUGGAUCAUCUACUGAUCCAGAUCAGAUUGGAUAUGAAUCUGAUGGGGCAGAUUCACGUUCAGUUGACAUUAUUUAUCUUUGUCUUUAUAUUAGGUUUUCAAACAAUGAAAAAACUGUGUCUUGAAAAACGUUGACUACCUUUUCUACAGUCAGUCAUUAAACCUCAGACCCAGUUAGUGAGAAAAAGGAACAGAAGGCUGAACUAAUGAUAAUGAUGAGUCACUGGUGUGAGAUGACUGCCCUGGCAAGAAUAUUUUCUGCUCAGAGGCCCUUUUAACUCAAACAUCAAGUCCCAGCUAGAUCCAAUCUUUGGAUCCAAUCUUUUUAUUUUUUUAUUUUUUAAGAGACAAACUCUAAAGAACGAAGAAAAUGUUUCGGAAUAUUUAGUAAUGAGUAAUAAUAAGUAUGCAAAUAUGUUUUUAUACAGAAAAGUUUUGACUUUAAAUAACUUUUUCUGUUAAAAUAAGAUUAAUUUAUGUUGUCAAAACACUGAAGACCUUAAGUAACUAAGAUACUAUAUGCACUACAAUCUCCUGAUUUACAAAUGAAAUUGACACAAAGCUAAAGUACGAAAAACAUGUUGCCAUCAUCGUGUCAUUUUUGUGAUAAAUCAGUACAAACCAGAAAUAUUAUACAUGAACCAGGCUGUUGUUGUUGUUUUAACUUUUGUUGUUUAUUUUUUAACUUUCGUUACCAUUCUGUUUUUCAUGCGCUCUGAGUUUUACUUUCAUCUUGCAAAUUUGCAACUUUUUAAAAACCUUUUUCACUAAAUUAUCUUACUGUUGAUUGUAUUUGUCCAAAACUGUUUCCAAAUUCUUUGCAUCAUUUAUUCUAACCUGACACCCUAAAACCACUCACCAGUUAGUAUUUUAAUUAGAUAAGGAUCUACCAGAGAGAAGAAACUGUUUCCUCUGACAUAUGAAACAGCAAAAAAAAUUACUUGAGAAACACUGAAGUAUUAUGACAAGCCACUGAAGACAGCAACAGACCUAUUACCAUGGCCCCAUCCUUCUUCUCCUCUGUUGGCUUCUGUGUAAUUGGAUCUAUCACCUUAGCCCUUGCCUUACCUCCAACUGAGCCACCGCUCAUCAAUAACCAUUCCUUUGUGGCUAUAUGGAACGCGCCAGUCGAGCACUGUAAACGUCUUCACAUCCCGUUGGACACUGCAGCCUUCCAGUCAGUGACGACACCCGCAGCUGUGCCAGGCCAGUUUCUCACCAUCUUCUAUGAGGACCGCCUUGGUCAUUACCCUAGAGCUGAUUCUGUCAAGCAUAAGCUCUACAGCGGUGGGGUCCCCCAAAAUGGCAACCUGACAGAGCACCUGGCCAGAGCCCAAAAACAAAUAGAUCACUACAUCUCCCAGGAUUCUUCUCCUGGGCUGGCUGUCAUUGACUGGGAAUCCUGGCGCCCCCUGUGGGACCAGAACUGGGGUUCAAAACGCAUUUAUCAGAAAUUGUCCAUCAGUCGUACCCUGCAGAUGCUCCCGUUUUUAUCAUUAGAGCAAAUUCUUAAACUGGCAAAGAAACAGUUCCAGCGGGCUGGACGUCACUUCAUGGAAAAAACCAUUAGCCUUGGUACUGGUGAGCGUCCAAACCGCCGAUGGGGCUUCUACCUGUUUCCUGAUUGCUACAACUAUGGAUGGAACAAGCUUGGCUACACGGGAGAGUGCUCCCACAAGACCCACAAGCAGAACAACCAGAUGCUUUGGUUGUGGGAACGCAGCACAGCUCUCUUCCCAUCAGUCUACCUUCACCAGAAUCUGAGGAACUCUCCCCGGGCUGCGCUCUUUGUUCGUAACCGUGUUCUUGAGGCUCUGAGGGUGGCAGCAUUGCCUAAACGUCCUUACGUUAUGCCAGUCUAUGUCUAUUGCAGGCCACUGUACCGGGAUCAGACCAAAAAGUUUCAGACCAGGAGAGAUCUAAUCAGCACGAUCGGAGAGUCUGCAGCACUUGGAGCUUCUGGGGUCAUAAUAUGGGGAGCUUCCAGAGACUACAACAACAAGGCGUCCUGUGAUGCUCUGUCCAAGUACCUGAGAUCCACAUUGAACCCUUACAUUGCUAAUGUGACUGCAGCCGCCAAGCUCUGCAGCGAAGUCUUGUGUCAGGGGAAGGGCCGCUGUGUCCGGAAGAGCAACAACUCUCUCCACUACCUGCACCUAAACCCCACCCAUUUCCACAUCAUACGAGCUGAUAGGAAGUAUGUGGCUAUUGGCCUCCCUUCUGCUGCUGACCUCAGUGCCUGGGCUGAAAACUUUACCUGUCAGUGCUACGCAGGGCGGAACUGUUCUCCCAAACUAGUACACCCAACCACCAUGAAACUCAUUUGGAUUUAAUGUGUGAGGAAAGUAGAAUUCGUUCAUGUGAUUAUCUAUCAUUCAUCUAUUUUCCAAAAACAGAAAGGAAUGUAAGUAAAUGAUUCCCUCAAAACAUAGUGCUAUUAAUACUAAUAACAACAACAUCAACAAUAAUAAUAAUAAUUGUUAAGACAAGCUAUACUUUAAACUUCAGUUUUAACUAUUUAAAAGUAAAUGUGCCUUAAUUAAACUAAACUCAGCUCAACUAAACUGAAUUUUGAAAAAUAUACCUUAAUCUAAAGUUGAGUAGAUGAAGCGUCUGUCUGUUACAUUACAAAGACACUAUUUGGAAAGACAUUUGUAAACAUCACCUGUGUUGUAAACAUCUGAGCAGGACUGUCAGUCAUUUUUUAUGAAUUUAAAUAGGCCAGUCAUAUAGGUUUGAACUUUGAAUCUGGCCCAGAUUCAUCCAUCAGUGUAUAAUUGGGGUCUGUAGUUAAAAUUGCUUUGAGUGAUCAGUUAGAAUAGAAAAAGUGCCUCUUCUGAUGCUUUGUUUGAACUUCAGCAGGUCAUCUUGACCAUGCUACACACCUAAAUUCAGUUGCUGGCCUAAUUGGCUGAUGACACAUUAACAGUAUGGGGUGGUUUAACAGAUGUACCUAAUGAAGUGGCCGCUGAGUGUAUGAAUCAACAAAUAAUAAUAAAUAAUACAAAAAAAUGGAGACGUUUCCUUAAUAAAUGACAUGAGCAGAGCAACAACAAUACAAAUACAUGCAAAUAUACAUUCAUGUCCUCAGAACAGUGACAUCAUUCUUCUAUAGCAUCUUAUUCAUGUGCUUGUAAAUCAGAAUGAUUUGAUGAAUGAAAUAAACACGAGUGUCACAAAGACAAUGAGUGUGUUUUGUGUUUGAUAGAUCUUUUUAAGUAUAUGGCUACUUUACCAGGUUUAUUAACGGGAUUAAAAGUCAAUUUUUCUAAGCGACAUUAUUAAAACAACUAAUGGUGGCAACCUACAAAAAUGAUUUGCAACACAUAAAUUUGCACCAUAAUCCUAACUUUCCCAUGACUGACCAAAUAUGUUAUUUUUUCCAUACUCCUUAAAAAAA
Haplochromis burtoni (Burton's mouthbrooder) is the source of this 3412-nucleotide messenger RNA. It is a transcript of the gene spam1, whose product is annotated as sperm adhesion molecule 1. The transcript is spliced from 4 exons. Lineage: Eukaryota; Metazoa; Chordata; Actinopteri; Cichliformes; Cichlidae. Gene Ontology annotation, cellular component: acrosomal vesicle. The coding region runs from base 1011 to 2345 and encodes 444 amino acids. Gene Ontology annotation, molecular function: hyalurononglucosaminidase activity. The record is from RefSeq and is a predicted model, not a curated record. Gene Ontology annotation, biological process: carbohydrate metabolic process; hyaluronan catabolic process.